AGCUACACAUUGUAUCACCGGACAGUAUCAUGAUUCCGGACGCGCAUAUUAUCGCGUACUACAGUAAUUUUGUACGCGUUGGACUACCCAGCUGAAUUCCACAGAUCGAUACAUGGAACAAGACAGCAGAAAUGAGGCGAAAAAAUGUAAGUUUCACCUUAUUUAUCGAUAAAAUGACAGAAAAUGCUAAAAAUUUCAUACUGCAUACCGUUUUCAUUCACAAUUGAUAUAUUUUCUGACGAAAAACGAGCCUGGUUUUGCCGUAUUCGAUCUUUCGUCUGCUCCGAAUGUUGACGUGCGGUGUAUUGUGGGUAUGUGUGGUGAUUCUAGUGCACUUACGUAUGAUUGUGCGACAUUCGUCGAUUUUCCAACAGACGGCGAAAGAGAAUACGAACGACACGUGUGAUAACAAACAAAGAGCACAAUAAUGAAUGACGAGAAUAUUAAUCUAUAGAGUGUCUAUGAUUAUCAAAAAGUGUUAAGUUGAAGCAAUUAUCUUUCAAAAGAUUUAAAUCACACAAAUAAAGGUUGACAAUGAGAAAGAAGGAUGUGUUUUUUUUUAACAAGACACUAAUGAAUCCUAGAAAUUAUAACAAAAAAAAACACGACACACUGAUGAGAAUUGGAACAAGUCAUCCGUUUAUCCAUAAUCCUUAUCUAUUGAUCUUUUGAUUAAAUAUGUCAAGUUAAUUAAUCACUACGUCAUGACUAAUAAAAGACAUGAGAGAAAUGACUAAUAGCAUGCUAUUCAUCUUUCUAAUUAUAGCCGGUUCCUAAGAAAACGUUUCGGCAGUCUCGUCCUAGUCGAGGUCGACAUCAUGACUACUCUGCAGUCAACUUUGAAACUGCUCUUCACCUCGUGAACGAAGGCUCAUCAAUAAGAUCUGCAGCUUUUCAGUGUGGAAUUCCUAGGUCAACACUCCAUGAUCGAGUCAGAGAGAAAUAUGGUGUCAACCCCACGAAUACAGGACCGGCGCCGAUCCUCAGCCAUGAUGAAGAGCAGGAGCUCGUCGAUCACAUCAAUUAUUUGGCAGACCAUGGCUAUGGUCUCUCGAGAAGAGAUGUUAUUCGCCUAGGAAGUGACCUUGCCAAUCACCUUGGCCGUCUUCUCCAUCGAUCCCCAGACAAGCGACUGCUCACAUUCAACUGGCUUCUGUCAUUUAUGAAGCGAUGGCCCUCCCUUCGAUUGGUGAAGCCGCAGUCACUUAGCAUGGCACGUGCCAAAGCUUCAAAGCCCCAUUUGGUUACAAGUUACUUUAAUGAACUCAGCGUCAUUCUAAAGAAAUACGACUUGGAGGGCAAAGGAGAGAGAAUUUACAACGUCGACGAAGUCGGGUUUAAUUGUGAACACAAGCCCGUCAAGAUUGUGGCAAGGAAGACACUAACUAGGCCGCAAUUCAUAGUCACUCCACGUUCUUCCUUGACAACUUUGAUAGCUUGCGGCAAUGCAGCUGGGGAAUGCAUCCCACCUUUCCUUGUUUUCAAAGGGAAGAAAAACCUGGACAAGUUCAAAGACGGUGCAAUUCCAGGAACAAGAGUGCAAAUGAGCGACAGUGGGUGGAGUAACUCAACCAUCUUUGAGGACUUCUUCAAGAGUCAUUUCACGCCCUUUGUUGAUGCCAGAAGAGAGAAGGGAGAAAAGGUCAUCUUGAUUUAUGACGGACAUACAUCACAUGUGCCCAUCAACGUGAUCAAACAUGCACGAGAACACAACAUCGUCUUGUUUCUUCUCCCGGCACACACCAGCCACUUUCUCCAGCCCUUGGAUGUAGGUGUAUUUAGCCCGCUCAAGUCUUACUACAAUGUCACCUGUAGUAGGUAUCUCCGUGAACAUCCUGGCAAGGUGAUAACGAGGGACCUCCUCACCAAGUUGAUUGGAGAAUCCUAUCUACGAACCGUGAACAAGUCUAACUUGCAAGCUGGAUUCCGGGCAACAGGAAUUCACCCAUUCCAUCCUGACAAGAUUAAUGCAGAGGAAAUGUGUUGUCCAGCCAGCCUUGUCAAUCCAUCAAGUAAACCUGAGGUAGGCCUAACUAGGGACACUACAUCCGAUUCAGAGGCAGCUGCAUUCCUGAUCGAUCGACGACCAACUCCCCCAAGCGAGGAUUCUGCCAUCACAAGGAAGCGGAAGUUUCAGCCUGCCGGUGUAGCUAUCACAGAAACAGAUGUCUACCACAAAAUACUUGAGGCAAAUGGUGUUGAUCCUGAUGAUGAUGAUACUUUCCAAGCUCCGGAAGAGAUUCAACCUCCAAAGAAAGGGAAAUGCAAGAAGAAGGACAAAAACCUUAUGCCAGAGAGUCCAAAUGACUUUGCUACACCCACUGCCGCCCCUCCCCAGUCAGAAAUCCCAGGCACAUCUGGUAUGAAUGAUUCGUCACAAACGCGACGGAAGCUCGUCUUCCGCGAAGACGCACAGAGUGAGGAUGAACUCGAGGAGGAUGAUGAAUCUUCAAACUGCUGUGUUUGUCAAGCAAGUGUACCCAAACAAGUGGACAGAACCCACGUCUUCAUCCUUGAUUGGGUAAAGUGUGACCACUGCAAUCACUGGGUCCAUCUGCGGUACUGCUGUCGCUGGUUCAGAGCACCCAAGUCCUUUGACUGCCCAUGCUGCGAUGAGAGUUAAAGUUUUUCAAAUGUCUCCGUUCCACAUUUCACUAUAUUUUGCUGUAUUCUCUUUCUUGAAACAUAUUUGUUUGAUGUCAAUAUUUGUGACUAUUUAAAGUUUAUUCUCUUCAACAAAAUGCAACCGUCUUAUCCUCAAUUAUUAUUUAUUGUUAGGUUCUAGAUAUAUCAAUAAAUACCGAUUGUACUCGUAUUAUGAUUUGUAUUGUUAUGAAUAAUUACUUUAAAUAUUGCUCAUCCUCAUUGUCAUAAUUGUUAUCAUUAUUGAUAUUGUUAUUGUUAUCUUCCUAUCAUUUUUGUAAUUAUUGAAUAUCUUUGUUACCCUCAGUAUUCUAUUUGCCAGAACAUUCCAGUCAUCUCAUUUAUGUUGUUAAUUGAAAGAUAUACGAGCUGUAAUUAUUUCAUGUUUAUGUCUUAUGUGCAUUUAUAAUAUUAUUUCAUUUAAGUUUUAUUCAUGUGCAAACGAAAAAAUGGAAAAAGAAAAGGAAAAAGAAAAAGAAAAAACGUGAAUAUAAAAUGCUUCUUAUAGAAGCCUUCAGUAAAACUGAACAUUUUGUCUCUAUUGCAUGUUUCUCUACCGUCAAAACUAGUGUUGAGAUGGAGUUUGUGAUUGAUUUAUUGGCUGUUUGAUUGAUUGAAUCAUUAAUUAAUUGAAAGGAUAUUUGA
This is a messenger RNA of Lytechinus variegatus (green sea urchin), 3288 nucleotides long. RefSeq lists its product as uncharacterized. Bases 1163 to 2623 code for a protein of 486 amino acids. Lineage: Eukaryota; Metazoa; Echinodermata; Echinoidea; Temnopleuroida; Toxopneustidae. The transcript is spliced from 2 exons. Gene Ontology annotation, molecular function: DNA binding. Gene Ontology annotation, cellular component: nucleus. The record is from RefSeq and is a predicted model, not a curated record.